GUUGAUGAAUGGACGAGAAAUUUGAGGAAGGAGGGCAGACAGCUAGAUCGUCAGAUACGUGGUAUCCAACGUGAAGAGCAAAAGGCUAAGCGUUCACUUAAAGAGGCAGCAAAGAAGGGAGAUAAAGAUGUAUGUGUGAUAUUGGCAAAAGAGCUAGUAAGAUCACGGAAAGCUGUGAACAGGAUCUACGCAUCAAAAGCUCAAAUCAAUUCAGUUGUAAUGAGCAUGAAAAGCCAACUAGCCAUUAUUAAAAUUAGCGGCACCAUAGAGAAAAGCACGGAAGUGAUGAAUUCCAUGCAAGCAUUGGUAAAGCUUCCAGAGAUUAAUGCUACCAUGCAAGCUAUGUCCAAGGAGAUGAUGAAGGCUGGCAUCAUUGAAGAGAUGUUGGAGGACACAAUGGAAUCACUCGAUGACCAGGAGGAACUGGAGGAGGAGGCACAGGAGGAGGUUGACAAGAUUCUGUUCGAGCUGACUGCAGGUGCACUGGGUAAUGCACCAGCUAAAGUCACAGAUUCGUUACCUGUACUGGAACCACAGGCUGCUGCUGCUGAGGCAGAAGGGGAGGAUGAUGUGGAGGACAUGAAAGCAAGGCUGGAGGCAUUGAGAAGCUAGUCUGUAUUUUGCAUGCAACAGUUUAAAACUGUAAAUAUAAACAAUUUUAGUGCAGCUAUCAUUCACAUUCAUCUCUACUACAGCUGUUACUAAUGUACAGGGAAACCCAAUAUAAUAUUGUUUGGGCACAGAUUGCAGGUAGUCAGCUUUAUGCCCAACAAUGAAUAGUAGGGUCUGCCCUGGGUAAACCUUUAUAACAUUACAGUAGUUCCAACCAGCAGUAACAAUGUAUUUAACCAAUUAUGUAUCAUAAGUUGAGGUUGUGAUAUUGCAUUAGGGCAAGUAGAUUAACCAACUCGAGCUGAAAUGUUACAGCAGACAUAUCACACGUAUAUUUUGCAAAACAGAUUGAUGACCACUUAAGAAGUGUUUGGGCAAGUUUAUAAGUUGGCAGCUGUGGAAUGGCUUUAAUUUUUACAUCGAGUUUGUACUACUUUUUCACUUUCCGUAUUCAUAGUAACAUUUGCAUCCUGCCUGAUAAUAGGCUGACUAAGCAUCAGUAGGUAGUGGUGAUGCGAGUGGUGAAUGAAAGGUUGGUAGAAACGAUGACAGUUACUUUCCAACUUGGUGAGUCGCACAGUUCUAUUAAGGUACCGAUAAUGCUAUUGGGACAUUCUAUAGUACAUAGGUGAGGUUGAUUGCAAAGAAAUGUGCAUGCCUUUUAAUGCAUUUAUAAAUGCAUGAAGUUCUACAUCAGACAAAAAAUUACUACACUUUCAUUACAUAGCUUUAAGGGAUGCCUAAAAUCGUAUGUAUAUAUAUUUGUUUAAGAGAUUUAUAUGAUCUAAUGGUAAAGCUGUGGAUUUUAGCAGCAGAGAAAUGGAUGCUUGAAAUUGCAAAUAAUUAGUAGUUCUAAUAUUUGCAUUUUGUAUAGUAAACUUGUACAGAAAUGUUUCUGUUUCAUUAUAGAUUUUGCCCAAAACAUUUUGUUUGAAAUAUUUGAGUGGAUUAUCUAAGAACAAAUCUAUAGUUUGAAAUAUGGAGCCUGCAUUAUAUAUUUACCAUGAAUUUUGUUUUAAUUAUUCUAAAAACGAGUUUUUAAUAUAAUGAAUAAUUACUUUUUUUAAUCAUACUCAUGUUUGGUGUGUGCCAUAGUGUGCACAGUGUUUAAUCAUGGUGGUUUUACACGAUGAUUCCAUUGCGUAAACAAAAUUACCAUAUUACCAUAUACAGUUCGUAGGUGAUUUUCUUGCACAAUUCUUUAAUGCAAUAUCAAAGUAUACUAUGAAGGUCAAGAAAAGCUGAAGAGCUAGCAUAUUUUUGCUAACAUGAACUUCACUAGUUAGCUACUCUGUCAAGCUAUGCACCUGCACGUGGCUAUGUGGUAUGCAGGAUGAAAGAAAAGGGGGGAAAAUGUAAAACGUGUUAAAAAUUGUAUUUGCGGUUAUACUGACUGAUAAAGAAAAACCGAAUGAGUUAUUCAAGGUA
Messenger RNA from Priapulus caudatus, 2040 nucleotides. Its product is annotated as charged multivesicular body protein 3-like. Lineage: Eukaryota; Metazoa; Priapulida; Priapulimorpha; Priapulimorphida; Priapulidae. Gene Ontology annotation, cellular component: multivesicular body; ESCRT III complex. The record is from RefSeq and is a predicted model, not a curated record. Gene Ontology annotation, biological process: late endosome to vacuole transport; endosome transport via multivesicular body sorting pathway; protein transport.